Parnassius mnemosyne (clouded apollo) is the source of this 1038-nucleotide messenger RNA. Lineage: Eukaryota; Metazoa; Arthropoda; Insecta; Lepidoptera; Papilionidae. The record is from the annotation of a GenBank genome assembly.
AUGCUGCAUCAAGCUCGAUGGCUUAUGCUGAUUAUAGCUGCGCUAGCGCUGCAGUCGCGAGGAGAUGGUGGUAUACGGCUACCAGACCAACCACCCAGAGAAGAAACUGAAGGAAGAUCUUUAAAUUUUGGGGAUGACAAUGGACGAUCGCCACAAGCCUCCGGUCGCGGUCUACUAGACUGGAUAGGUCUUGGCGAGGAUCAAGAUCCGUACAUCCAACAAGCGACACAACAAUGUAUCAAUGGAGAUCUAGCUGAUUGCUUUAAAGCCCAGGCCUUAAGAUCCUUCGAUGAUUUCUUCGACAAACAGGCUUACAAGCUCUCGGAUAAUGCUAUGUUAGUGAAGGUUGAGUCACAAGCAAGAGCGCUUGCCCAUGAACCUCCAGAAUUGAGUUCCCAACCACGUAGCGAGGACUCCGAUUGGGAUGCGCUUGUUAAAUUUGGAAUGAGAAAAAUUGAAAGAUUUUUGAGAUCCACAGCAUUAGAGAUGCAUUUAGAUGACGAAGUCACAUCCAACGGUGUGAUUGCACCACGAUUCUUGGAUCAAAUCGCAGAUGAAGUAGACAUAAUAGAAGAUAAAAAAGCUUCUCCCUUCCGUCGCCAUAAGCUCAAGAAACUCAUUAUUCCUAUGCUGUUGAUCCUCAAGCUGUUCAAGUUGAAACUGCUUCUUUUCCUGCCCCUCAUUCUUGGUCUUGCAAGCUUCAAGAAGGUCCUUGGUUUUAUGGCUCUCAUUAUUCCUGGUGUUAUCGGUUACUUCAAGUUCUGCAAGCCCAACCUUACGUCGCCAUUCUCAUCGCACCACUACAGCGGUCCCCAAUACUCUCCAGCUGGAAUUGGCAUCAAUCAUGGACCAUACAGAGAAAGCUAUUCUCCUGCACACUAUAAUCAAUACGAAACAUAUCCUGCUGGCGGUCACAAAUACGGUUCCAAUGGCGUUGCUUUUAGAGAUCAUGAGCUAAGUGCCCAAGACCUGGCCUACCAGGGUUGGGAAUACAGGAAUAAAAAGCAAGGUGAAGAAAUCAAGGCCGAAGAAGCUUAA